AUGACGGGUUCUAAGUCCUUUGUAGGAGCAUUUGCUCCACGUCCUUCGGGAAAGCCUUAUGCUUCAACAGCGGACAUGGUCAUGGAACUGAACAUGCUCACGGAAACCAUGAAAGAUAUGACCUCCCAAAUCGAACAAUAUCAGGGCGGUAUGAGCAAUCUGCUUUACUUGACUGGGGGCACCUACAAGGUCUAUGAUAGUGCCUUGAUCGCACAGAAAAGAAUCGCAUCCACAGAGGUCACGGAAGGCCGGGACGAGGAAGAUCAAGUCUUGACUGCUACCUACGAAAUGAUCAACGCCCUGACUCAGGCUAUUGUGGCUACUGCAAGCAAGGCCCCCUUUGUGAAGAAGAUCCCCAGCGGAUCUUCUAUUGUCCAGGCGGUCUUGCGCAAGAUCUAUGAAGCGAAGGAAGGGUUACGGGCGGCACUUCUCAGGCACUGUGCAAAUGGGUUUACGUCGGAAAUCCUGGAAUUGCUCCGCGACUUCGAGCAGAGGUACACAGAUAUGAUGUCAGAUCUAAGAGCCUAG
This is a messenger RNA of Aspergillus luchuensis, 528 nucleotides long. RefSeq lists its product as uncharacterized. Lineage: Eukaryota; Fungi; Ascomycota; Eurotiomycetes; Eurotiales; Aspergillaceae. The record is from RefSeq and is a predicted model, not a curated record. The transcript has 2 exons. Bases 1 to 528 code for a protein of 175 amino acids.